Molecule: messenger RNA, 1253 nt
Organism: Scophthalmus maximus (turbot)
Lineage: Eukaryota; Metazoa; Chordata; Actinopteri; Pleuronectiformes; Scophthalmidae
Gene: fis1
Product: fission, mitochondrial 1
Exons: 5
Coding region: 97-561 (154 amino acids)
Biological process (GO): mitochondrial fragmentation involved in apoptotic process; peroxisome fission; mitochondrial fission
Cellular component (GO): peroxisomal membrane; mitochondrial outer membrane
Molecular function (GO): protein binding
Source: RefSeq, a predicted model, not a curated record
CCUGUGCAAUGUCAAUAAAGUUGAAUUUGCCGUUGAAGACGCCUAUGUCACGUGAUUAAAAGUGGGCGGGGCCUAUCUGAAUCUGUUUCCGGAAACAUGGAGGCUGUGGUGAGCGAUGUCGUAGCUCCCGAAGACCUUUUAAAAUUCGAGAAGAAGUACAACAGCGAGCUGGUGAAGGGAGCUGUCUCCAAAGAGACCAAGUUCGAGUACGCCUGGUGUCUGAUCAGGAGCAAAUACUCUGAGGACAUCAAGAAGGGGAUCGUGCUCCUGGAGGAGCUUGUUCAAAAGUCAUCAAAGGACGACUCCCGGGACUUCUUGUUCUACCUUGCAGUGGCCAACUACAGACUCAAAGAGUAUGAAAAAGCCCUGAAGUUCAUCCGCACUCUCCUCAAGAACGAGCCGGGGAACAAGCAGGCUCAGGAGCUGGAGAAACUCAUCGUCAAGGCUUUGAAAAAAGACGGCUUGGUCGGCAUGGCGAUCGUCGGGGGGAUCAGCAUCGGCUUGGCCGGAUUGGCGGGAUUAAUCGGCUUGGCCGUGUCAAAGGGAGCUUCCAAAUCCUAACCGGACAUGAGGUGACGUGUCUUCACUGUGCCGGACUGAUACACUGACCCUUACCCUUCAUUAAAAAAAUAAUUCAUAAAUCAAAGUUGAGUGGAGACAGCUUGAAGGAUGUAACUUUUUGGUUUAAAGUUGAACAUGCCAGUCGUUAACAUGUUUUCAUAUUUUAACAGGGUUGAAUUUCCCCGUACAUAUGACAUUACUUCGCUCCUCUGCUCACACGCUAUAGCAUGGCACUUUCAUAUUACAUGUGUUAAUAAGUUACAAUAGACAGGGUGCAGCUCUGAUUUAUUGGGUUUUUUUUGUUUGCAUGCACCUUAGCCUAAAAGUCCCUUAGUUGACAUUUACAUUUUGUAAAAAAACUAAAAUUCAGUUGUGGUUCUGUAAGUCUCUUUUUUAAAUUUUUUUGACAUGAAGGAUUGUUUUUUGAAAGUGUCACGAGUGCAGUAGGAAGUGUAGCCUGUCAUGGUAAUGGUAUGUUCAAAAACAUAAAAGUCUAGCCGCUGCUGAUGAGGGGCCAAGAGGUUUAUUUUCAAUUGUUCAGAAUACAACUUAAAGUAAAGGGAGUUCAAAAUCACUUCUUGGAAAUUCAUACAUUUUGCCAUGUAAUGCGCACUUCAAACCUUUAUCUGUGCUACAUUAAUCGAACUUGUGUUUUGCAUCUUGUUCAAUAAAAUACAGUGGUUUUGACCUGA